AUGGUGGAGGACGUUGAUGCUUUCCUCCGAGUUCCAUGGGGAAAGGUGUUCUUUAGAGCCACCUUGAAGGGUGUCAAAAACGACAUGAAACACCAUAGGGUCGUAUAUCUGUCUAAGAAGAAGCAGGCACAAGAGAACAAAUGGGCAACAGAGAAUACUGAUUUUUUUUCUUAUAACGUAAAUGGGUUCGCAUUCCAGUGUGGACCUAUGAGGUCAUCAAAAGUAGAAGAAAUCCGUUCGGAGAUAGUGGAUGCCGUUGAGGGCAAGGUUGUGACUAAGAUGGAAGAGUCUGAAGUGGAGAAAAGCUUGUACAAUGGGGUGGACUUUGAACAAACAGACAAUUGUUUUUAUGAUUUGUUUGAGGGAUUUAUAAAUGGGGGGAAGAGAAAGCCUAAAGAUGAAGAUGUAAAUAUUACUCCCAAACCUGCUCCCAAACUGAGAAAGUCUAAAGUUGAAGAUGAUGAGAAGAAGGAGAAGCAAUUGCAUGAGAAUGAGAUGAAAAAUGAGAAGAAGGAAUUGCAUGAGGAGGAGAAGAAGGAUGAUAAGGAGGAGCGGAAGAAGGAGAUGAAGGAGGAGCAUGAGCAUGAGCAUGAGGUAGAGAAUGAGGAGGAGAAGAAUGAUAAGAAGUUAGAGAAUGAGAAGGAUAAUAAGAAGUUGAAGUUGUUGUAUGGGUCGCGCCACGAGCAGAAGGAGAUGAAGGAGGAGCAUGAGCAUGAGGAUAAGGAUGAUAAGGAGGAUUUUGGGUCAAAUUAUUUUGACUAA
Messenger RNA from Impatiens glandulifera, 762 nucleotides. RefSeq names its product DNA ligase 1-like. The transcript has 5 exons. Lineage: Eukaryota; Viridiplantae; Streptophyta; Magnoliopsida; Ericales; Balsaminaceae. The record is from RefSeq and is a predicted model, not a curated record. Bases 1 to 762 code for a protein of 253 amino acids.